UGUUGUUCAUCUCUUCCACAGCCAGCCAGCCACACACAGUCAGACAGACAGCAAAUCUAAAGAGGAGCUAGCCMCAAGCAAUUUAUUUCGCUCAACUAGCAUAACUAUCUUGGAGAUUAUAUUUAUACUGGAUUUAAUAAGGUCUAAUAAUAACAAAGUGCAUUUUAACAUCAACGUCGCACGUUUUUGUAUCUUUCUUCGUAUGACUACCUAACAGUUAGCUUAGCUUGCUAGCAAGCUGCAAGUGUGGUAACGUUAGUUUGAGAAGAAGCCUGCUAGCGGUUUACACAGGUGCUAACGUUAGCUAGCUAACCAGCUGCCAGAAUGAAUGUCGCAAAAAGUGGUUAUCGGGUCUUCUCUGCCAAUUCUACUGCAGCAUGUACAGAACUAGCCAAGAAGAUAACUGAACGACUAGGAGUUGAAUUGGGCAAGUCGGUGGUCUAUCAAGAGUCCAAUAGAGAGACCAGAGUAGACGUGAAGGAAUCUGUUCGCGGCCAAACUAUCUUCAUCAUCCAGACCAUACCCAGAGAUGUCAACACGGCCAUCAUGGAGCUGCUGGUCAUGGCCUACGCCCUUAAGACCUCCUGUGCAAAGAACAUAAUUGGGGUCAUUCCCUAUUUCCCCUACAGCAAGCAGUGCAAGAUGAGAAAAAGGGGUUCCAUAGUGUGCAAGCUGCUGGCUUCCAUGCUAGCCAAAGCAGGUUUAACUCACAUCAUCACCAUGGACUUACAUCAGAAGGAGAUUCAGGGCUUCUUCAGUUUUCCAGUGGACAACCUGCGUGCCUCCCCCUUCCUGCUUCAGUACAUCCAGGAGGAGGUCCCAGAUUACAGAAACGCCAUUAUUGUUGCAAAGUCACCGUCUGCUGCUAAGAGAGCUCAGUCCUAUGCKGAGCGACUGCGUUUGGGCCUGGCAGUGAUGCAUGGCGAGGCUCAGUGUUCAGAGUCUGACAUGGCGGACGGACGACACUCUCCCCCCUGUGUCCGUAACACCUCAGGACACCCUGGGCUGGAGCUGCCUUUAAUGAUGGCCAAGGAGAAGCCCCCUAUCACUGUUGUAGGAGAUGUGGGAGGAAGAAUCGCCAUCAUUGUUGAUGACAUCAUKGACGACGUGGAGGACUUUGUGGCGGCAGCUGAGAUUCUGAAGGAGAGAGGAGCWUAUAAGAUCUACAUCAUGGCUACACAUGGGCUGCUGUCUGCCGAUGCCCCCCGUCUUAUUGAGGAGUCRGCCAUCGACGAYGUGGUGGUGACUAACACCGUCCCUCACGAGGUACAGAAGCUCCAGUGUCCCAAGAUCAAGACAGUGGACGUCAGUAUGAUCCUGGCCGAGGCCAUCCGACGCAUCCACAACGGGGAGUCCAUGGCCUACCUGUUCCGCAACAUCACGGUGGACGACUAGGCCAGAGACAUAGGGUUGAGUCUGUGCUGGAGGUGAGGUGUUUGGAGAAAGGCUGGUGGUAUACACGCUAUGGUCCCCUCCUCUCUCCACAGUGCUAGAAGUGCAUACUGUCCCUGUUGUCUGCACCUUCACAUACAGCCUAGUUCAGAUGACUAGGACGAGGGGGAGUACCGUCAUCAUAUCCCCUCUUACAAACCAAUAAAAUGCAUUUUCAUCAGCUUUUAGUGCACGAAACAUAACAUGGAGUUGCUCAAUAAAAGUGAUAAAAGAAACAAAAAGUUAAGCAAUACUAAAAGGUUGAUUUAACYUGCAUAUUUGUUGUCAGGUCAUUUGUGUUUUUUUUGCCUUACUAUGCUAAGGUCUGGCAAACCAGCAAUGCAUGAAUUACUGUACCUCACCUCCAUGGUAGUUUUGAUGUCUUAUUUAAUUCCUCCAUGCUUCAAGAUAUGAAGGGAUUUGUUAUUUUGUUGGUUCACUGUUCACUGUUUUUCCCACCUGAAUAAAAGGUGUAGGGUGAGUGUUA
Salvelinus sp. IW2-2015 is the source of this 1918-nucleotide messenger RNA. RefSeq names its product phosphoribosyl pyrophosphate synthase-associated protein 1. The record is from RefSeq and is a predicted model, not a curated record. Gene Ontology annotation, molecular function: magnesium ion binding; ribose phosphate diphosphokinase activity; ATP binding. Gene Ontology annotation, cellular component: ribose phosphate diphosphokinase complex; cytoplasm. Gene Ontology annotation, biological process: 5-phosphoribose 1-diphosphate biosynthetic process; purine nucleotide biosynthetic process. Lineage: Eukaryota; Metazoa; Chordata; Actinopteri; Salmoniformes; Salmonidae.